GGCCGCGCGCGCCUCCGACCGCGCGCGCGGCCCGCUCCCGCUUAAAUAGCGGCGGGGGAGGCCGCGGUCGGUCUCACACUCCACCGUCGGCUCACACAGCGCUUCUUCCCGCUGCUCUUUCGUCCCGUCCUUCACCGAUCGCAAUGGAAGAAGAAAUCGCCGCACUCGUCAUUGACAAUGGCUCCGGCAUGUGCAAAGCUGGCUUUGCUGGCGACGACGCCCCUAGGGCCGUGUUCCCGUCCAUCGUAGGUCGCCCCCGACACCAGGGCGUCAUGGUGGGCAUGGGCCAGAAGGACUCCUACGUGGGUGAUGAGGCCCAGAGCAAGAGGGGUAUCCUCACCCUCAAGUACCCGAUCGAGCACGGCAUUGUCACCAACUGGGAUGACAUGGAGAAGAUCUGGCACCACACCUUCUACAACGAGCUGCGUGUGGCCCCUGAGGAGCACCCGGUGCUUUUGACCGAGGCCCCCCUGAACCCCAAAGCUAACAGAGAGAAGAUGACGCAGAUAAUGUUUGAAACCUUCAAUACCCCAGCCAUGUACGUGGCCAUUCAGGCGGUGCUGUCCUUGUAUGCAUCUGGGCGCACCACUGGCAUUGUCAUGGACUCUGGUGACGGGGUCACACACACAGUGCCCAUCUAUGAGGGCUACGCCCUUCCCCACGCCAUCUUGCGUCUGGACCUGGCUGGCCGGGACCUGACAGACUACCUCAUGAAGAUCCUGACUGAACGGGGCUACAGCUUUACCACCACUGCUGAGAGGGAAAUUGUUCGUGACAUAAAGGAGAAGCUGUGCUAUGUUGCUCUGGAUUUUGAGCAAGAAAUGGCUACUGCUGCAUCCUCCUCCUCCUUGGAGAAGAGUUACGAGCUGCCUGAUGGGCAGGUGAUCACCAUCGGCAAUGAGCGGUUCCGGUGUCCGGAGGCACUCUUCCAGCCUUCCUUCUUGGGCAUGGAGUCCUGUGGCAUCCAUGAGACCACCUUCAACUCCAUCAUGAAGUGUGAUGUGGACAUCCGCAAAGACCUGUAUGCCAAUACAGUGCUGUCUGGUGGUACCACCAUGUAUCCAGGCAUUGCUGACAGGAUGCAGAAGGAGAUCACAGCCCUGGCACCCAGCACAAUGAAGAUUAAGAUCAUUGCUCCCCCUGAGCGCAAGUACUCAGUCUGGAUUGGAGGCUCCAUCCUGGCCUCACUUGCAGCCUGCUUCCUUGUUGCCUAUAUCGUCUCCUUCAUCUGGGCGGCAGGAGUCCAGGGCGACGCGGGUGGUCAGCCCAGUCCCCCAGGCACUCUCGAGGCGGGGGUGCAUGCCCAGGCUUCCCCGCACCAGAGAGCGCGGCCACGGCGCUUUGUCCUAAGGAGAAACCGGCUUCCCGUGCCCACAGUGGGGCGCGCCGGAUCACGUGGGGACCGCGGGACCCAACAGUAG
Mastomys coucha (southern multimammate mouse) is the source of this 1421-nucleotide messenger RNA. RefSeq names its product actin gamma 1 (gene Actg1). NCBI's taxonomy places the organism in Eukaryota, Metazoa, Chordata, Mammalia, Rodentia, Muridae. The record is from RefSeq and is a predicted model, not a curated record. The transcript is spliced from 7 exons. Bases 144 to 1421 code for a protein of 425 amino acids.